Ictidomys tridecemlineatus (thirteen-lined ground squirrel) is the source of this 1830-nucleotide messenger RNA. Lineage: Eukaryota; Metazoa; Chordata; Mammalia; Rodentia; Sciuridae. The record is from RefSeq and is a predicted model, not a curated record.
GUUUACCCCCCAGGAAUUCUAGCUACAGAUACACCUCAUCCCAGGAAUUCUACUCUGCAUCAUCUCACCCAAUACCUACUAGAGCAAUAUCACAAGGAAGUGAGACCUGUUCACAAUUGGCAUGAUGCCACCACCGUCUACCUGGACCUAUUUGUCCAAGCUGUACUGGAUGUGGAUAUACAGAAUCAAAAAUUAAAGACAAGUGUAUGGUACCGUGAGGUUUGGGAUGAUGAGUUUUUAUCCUGGAACUCCAGCAUGUUUGAUGAGAUUAGAGAGAUCUCUCUACCUCUCAGUGCCAUCUGGGCCCCUGAUAUCAUCAUUAAUGAGUUUGUGGACAUUGAAAGAUCCCCUGACAUUCCCUAUGUUUACGUGACCUCAUCUGGGAGCAUUAAGAACUUUAAGCCCAUCCAGGUGGUCUCUGCUUGCAGUUUACAGACAUAUGCUUUUCCUUUUGACAUCCAGAAUUGCAGCUUAACCUUCAAUAGCAUUCUGCACACAGUGGAAGAUGUAGACCUGGGCUUCCUGAGGAACAGAGAAGACAUUAAGCAUGACAAAAAACCAUUUUUGAAUGACAGUGAGUGGGAACUUCUUUCUGUGUCCUCAACAUACAGCAUCCUGCAGAGCAACACUGGAGAUUUUGCACAGAUUCAAUUUAACGUGGUGAUUCGCAGAUGCCCAUUGGCCUAUGUUGUGAAUUUGCUGAUUCCCAGCAUCUUCCUAAUGCUUGUGGAUCUGGGGAGCUUCUACCUGCCACCCAACUGCCGGGCAAGGAUUGUGUUCAAGACCAGUGUGCUGGUGGGCUAUACAGUCUUCAGAGUCAACAUGUCUAACGAGGUACCUAGGAGCUCAGGGAGCGCCUCUUUGAUUGGGGUCUUCUUCACAGUCUGCAUGGCCUUCUUGGUUCUCAGCUUAUCAAAGUCUAUUCUGUUGGUCAGAUUCCUCCAUGAUGAGUGGAGAAGUGGCCAGGAACUACCCCUCUUGUGCCUUCAGGGGGAUGCUGGCACCAAUGGGUCUAGAAUGGACCCUAGGACCCAGGAUGCUGGAGUAACAGAAUCCCCAGUCUGUCAAGAACACCAGAUCCAGUCAGAAACCCUGAAGGAAGUCUGGAGCCAGCUGUCCUCGAUCCGACACUACCUGGAGAAGAGGGAUGAGAUCCGCGAGGUGGCCCGGGACUGGCUUCGGGUGGGCUCUGUGCUGGACAAGCUGCUCUUCCGCAUCUACCUGCUGGCAGUGCUGGCCUAUAGCAUCACCCUGGUCACACUCUGGUCCAUCUGGCAUUAUUCUUGAGGGGGCACAGCCCAGCAGGGUAAGGGGUAUAGGGUUGGUUAAGAUGGGGACGCAGGAUUUCCACUUAGUUCCUUCAGGGCCCAGGGGAUGUCAGGGACAUUCCCAAGACACAGAUGCAGUCCCAUACCUCAUUUCCAAUGCCAGUUCAUCUAAGCUAUCCUGAACUAUGGUCUGAACUCUUUGCCCCCAAAUUUAGUGUUUAAGAUCCUUACAGCGAACCCCCAUCCACAGCUGCCUGUUAUGGCUUUACAUCCUGCUAUCUUAGACUGGGAGAGACCCACGCAUUCCAUAACUUCACUCUCCUUAUCUAGGCCUCAAGUCUCAGUUUCCCUUUGGCACUUCCCUAGAAUUCCGCUUAUUUCCACCAACCUUGUUUUUAGAUUGAAAGCAAAAUUAACUCUCUGCUACUGGGGCCUGAUGAUUCUGCAUAUGUUUAUCCUGCCCUAAUGUCUCCUUCUUCACUGUCACCUGUGGUCCACUUCCCUAAUAUUCAUGCUCCAGCAGCUAGUGGGGGGGGGCAAUAAAAUGCUAUAAACCCUUAAA